GUAAAAUAAUAUACAUCUCAAGUUCACUUGAUAAUUUUCUCAUCUAAUAUUAGUUCUUUAUCAAAAAGAAAAAUGGCUUCUAAGAAUGCAACACUCAUUGUAGGACUUUUAUUAUUAUUAGUUAUGGUUGUUCUCAUUAUUCCUUCAAAGGUUGCUGCUGCUAGAGAUUUUCCUGAGAUAAUUUCCUCUAACGCUAAAGCAGAAAAAAUAUCAAAAUCAAAUGACAAUGAAGUUGAAGGUUCUGGUGAGAUAGGAGGAGUUAAGCUGGAUGUUCCACCAGAAAAGUGGAAAAGAAAUGCUGGAUCAUUAGAUAAGACUGAGAAACUACCAUCUACAGAAAUAUGGGAAAGAAAUUAUGGAUCAGAAGGGUUUCCACCGUGCCGCGUGUGGUGCUGUGCCCCUUGGGGCUGUUCUUGUUGCAAGAAGAAACCACCACCUUCUAGUACCGUCAGACUUCUAAUUAAAAAUCACUGAAAAAUAUAAUUAUAUAUAAGAAGAAUGUUUGAAGACCAAUGCAUUUAAGUAUAUAUAAAAAAAAUGGAUUAAUGUUUACUUAAAUGUAAAA
Messenger RNA from Arachis ipaensis, 565 nucleotides. Lineage: Eukaryota; Viridiplantae; Streptophyta; Magnoliopsida; Fabales; Fabaceae. The record is from RefSeq and is a predicted model, not a curated record.